Messenger RNA from Malania oleifera, 1783 nucleotides. RefSeq lists its product as uncharacterized. Lineage: Eukaryota; Viridiplantae; Streptophyta; Magnoliopsida; Santalales; Ximeniaceae. The record is from RefSeq and is a predicted model, not a curated record. Gene Ontology annotation, cellular component: membrane. Bases 168 to 1514 code for a protein of 448 amino acids. The transcript is spliced from 5 exons. Gene Ontology annotation, molecular function: starch binding.
GCAAUCCUAUAAUAAAAACACCCUCAUCACAAAAACAAAACAAAACAAAACAAAACAAAUUCAACUGCUUCUUUUCUUGAAUCAUCUCCUUCUUUUCCCCCUCGCUUUCACCCUGUCUCAAAGAAAAGAAGCAACUGAAGUGGUUAAUUGUAGUGGUGGGAAGAGUGAUGAAAGCCCUCGCCAGUUCAUAUGCCAGGGUUUUUGCCCACAAGAAUGGAGACGGAUGCUUGUCUUGUCCCAGAGACUUGCUCAGUAGACCAGAAGUUCGAUUUUUGGGUACUCACAGAUGGAUGCUUAAUGUUCGAUUCUCGCAGUAUCUUGUAUCUUUGAGGCGCAGGCCGAUCCACCCGGUUUCAACAUCUUCUUCUUCUCUUUUCCUCAACCCCCAGGCCUGCCUAGACGCUGCAGAAACUCAGACUCAAGAUUUAUAUCAAUCACAUACUGUUCAUGUCAGAUUCAAGUUACAGAAAGAAUGCUUGUUUGGUGAGCGAUUUUUCAUUGUAGGGGAUGAUCCUAUGUUUGGCUUGUGGGACCCAUCAAUUGCUGUUCCCUUGGACUGGUCUGAUGGACAUUUGUGGACUCUGGAGAUGGAUAUACCUAUUGGAAAAUCAAUCCAGUUCAAGUUUAUACUGAAGGGAAGCACUGAGGAGAUCAUUUGGCAGCCUGGUCCCAAUCGAAUCCUUCAGACCUGGGAAACAAAGAACACAAUCACCAUCAUCGAACAUUGGGAAAAUGAUGAAUUUCAGAGGGUCAUAGAGGAAGAACCAGUUCCUAAUGCAAAUGAGGAAUCCAAAUUUGACUCAGAGGCGUCAAUUGUUGCCAAGAAUGUGACUCGUUUCCAGGGGGAAUUUGCUAUUGUUGAUGGCAAUAUUUCACCAUCAGAUAAGCCAAUGACAGAGGCAAGCAAAGAACAAACUGUUCCAGAGCAAAUUACUCACUCACAAGAAAAACCAAUGGCUAUAGUUGCAGAGAAUACCAAUUACCAGAAGCAGGAGCCCUUGGAAAAUGUGAACAAAAAAAUGAGUGAUACAGGGAGCGGUACUUAUCCAAAGGUGGAACCUGAGAACAUUCCUGGAAAUAAUGGCAUGGCAACAACUGUCAAUACUGAGGCAAGCACAGCUGCCGAAGAAAACGUGGAAGGUGGCCCUGUUCUGGUACCUGGCUUGACUCUGUUAUCAAUGGCACCAGCAGAUGAAGAAAACGCAGAUAAAGAUGAGAAAAGCAUUUCCAUUGAUGCUUCGAUUAGAGCUGAUGAAUUUAAAGGUCGCCAUGGGCAAAAGUUGGACGAGAAGCAAGAACCUGAAAGUUCCACACUACCGGAAGAGUUAACUGAGCUGAGCUCCAAUGGGAAGCUAAAGGCAGAGCAUCACAAUGAGCUAGAGCAUGAGCCUCCGGUGGCUGAAGAACAACAGCCAAUUGAUUCACAGCCAAAUGAUAAUGAUGCUUUGCGUAAAGACAUGCAAUGGGGUCGUAAAACUCUGGAGAUGCUCCUUACCAAUCUGGGACUCAUUUAGCAGCAGCUUAGACAACUCCAAGACACUGCCUAAUUUUUUUUCCCCCGCUGGGCCUGCAAAUAUAACAGGAGAGCGAGAGCAAGGUAUCAAUGAUCGAAACUGUUUGUAUGUAUAGAUCCCGUAACUUCAACUUCGUCAUAGAUGUCUUGUAUAUUAUUCUUUGAGUGGUGGGGUUUCGUUUCCUAUUUGAUCUAUACUUACUGUAUGCUGUGACGCCUUUCUCAUGUACUCAACUGGAAGCCAAGCAAUAAAUAAUUCUGCUUUUGAGA